This is a messenger RNA of Gracilinanus agilis (Agile Gracile Mouse Opossum), 716 nucleotides long. It is a transcript of the gene STARD6, whose product is annotated as StAR related lipid transfer domain containing 6. The transcript has 6 exons. The coding region runs from base 1 to 678 and encodes 225 amino acids. Lineage: Eukaryota; Metazoa; Chordata; Mammalia; Didelphimorphia; Didelphidae. Gene Ontology annotation, molecular function: lipid binding. The record is from RefSeq and is a predicted model, not a curated record.
AUGGACUUUAAAAAACUUGCUGAUGAAGUCUCCCAAGAGGUUUUAGCAUUCAGCCGAGAUACAUCGGGCUGGAAAGUGACUAAAACUUCAAAAAAGAUAACCGUUUCCUGGAAGCCUUCUAGAAAUUACGAUGGACAUUUAUAUCGGGCAGAAGGAAUAAUACCAGAGACUCCAGCUAAACUCAUUCAGUUUAUGUACCUUCCUGAACACAGAAGCAAGUGGGAUAGAUCAUUACAUACAUACAGAAUGUUACAAAGGAUUGAUUCGGAUACAUUUAUAUUGCAUACCAUUACAAAUAGUUUUGCCAUGGGCUCAAUUGCCCCCAGAGACUUUGUCGACUUAGUACAUAUCAAGUACUAUGAAGGGGAGAAAGUGAUUGUCAGUUCUGUUAGUGUGGAAUAUCCACAAUGUCCUCCAACUUCGACUUAUAUCCGUGGUUAUAACAACCCUUGUGGCUACGUAUGUUCACCACUGCCAGAGAACCCUGGAUACUCCAAAUUGGUGAUGUACGUACAACCAGAACUGAAAGGAAAUUUAUCCCGGGCAGUGGUUGAGGCAACAAUGCCUACCAACUUACUGAAUUUGAUCCAUGAUGCAAAAGAUGGAAUAAAGGCACAGAAGGCUCAUUCAGCCCAUUCAUCCCCAAAAGGCCAUUCAUCAUCACUCCAUAAGAAAUGAGGUGGUUCUACAGCUUCUGAAUCAUGCACUUUCUUCAG